CACCCGAAGCCUAUAAAAUCAAAAAAUUCAUUCCCCCAAACUUGUAGAACCUCUUUUGCCGCAUCACUCCUCUCUACUCCCCCAACCCCUCUCCCUUUUUUUAAAAUCUAUAAAUAAAUUCAUCAUCCGGCGGAGCUUUGAUAACUGAUCGUCCCGUAAUCAUUCACCUUCUCCCCUUCUCUCUCUCUCUCUAUAUAUAUAUCGCAAUCGAUUUUACUUGUGUAAUUCUGUGUGUGGAUCCAAUCGAGACAUGGUGGAAACGAGACGAAGCUCCUCUUCCUCCAAACGCCCUCUUUCUUCUCCCUCAUCGUCUCCUCUCCCUAAUGGCAAACGCUCCAAGGCGGCGGAGGCGCUAUCAUCAACUAAUGAUACCCUAGGGGGAAAAACCCAGGGUGCGGUGAAUGAAUCUGCUGAGCAAGAGGUUCGAUCGGCUGAUCUGGCUGCUGCUGCUACUGUUUUGAAGUCGUCUGAUGCUUCUCUGCCACUGAAAUCGCCGGAAAAUCAAGUGGAAGGCGAGCCUUUGGUGUCACCCAUGACUCUAGGUCAUUCUGUGAUUGACGCGGCGGAGAAGGCGAAGAAACGGCAGCUGAAAUCAAAUGUUGUUGGGGCUGCAUGGGCACAACUUAUUUCCCAGUGCUCUCAAAAUCCUCAUUUUGUCAUGCAUCGUCCUACUUAUUCUGUUGGUCAAGGUCCUCAAUGUGACUUGUGUAUAGGAGACCCUUCUGUUAGCAAAUCUUUAUGUAAUCUGAAGCAUAUUGAACAAGAGAAAGGAGGAUUUGUCACUCUACUUGAAAUUACUGGCAAGAAAGGUGAUGUGCAAGUCAAUAGUAAGGUCUAUCCAAAAAUGUCUACUGUGCCUCUCAAUGAUGGUGAUGAGGUGGUUUUUGGCUCGUCUGGUCAACAUGCUUAUAUUUUUAACUUAAUCACCAACGAGAACAAGUCUAGCUUGACACAUCCAAUCAGCAUACUUGAAGCUCAUAGUGGAUCAGUCAAGGGAUUACAUUUUGAGGCAAGGUCAGGUGACCCCUCCACAGUAGCAGUGGCAUCAGCCCUGGCAUCUUUGUCUAAUCUUGAGAAAGAGUUGUCCCUUCUCCCACCAUCAUCUCAAAAUGGCAAGGAUGUGAAAGAAGGUUCGGAAAUGUCCAGACUGCCAGCUGCAAAUGGAGUGGCAGACAAACAUGAUUUAGAUAUUGAUAUGAAGGAUGCUUCUGAUCGUAGUGAUUUACCUGGUAUUUCGCUGCGUGAGAAGACUGGUGUAAUAUCUCCUGACACUAGAAAUGAGAACAUGAAUCUUGAUGGUGCGCUUGAUUCAGAUGAUGCAGAGAUAGGGAAGAUCUCUGGGGCAGCUCAGGAAUUGCGACCUCUUCUGCGAGUACUUGCUGGAUCUUCUGCUGAAUUUGACUUAGGCGGUAACUUCUCCAGAAAUUUUGAAGAGCGAAGGGAAAUAUGCAAACUACUUAGAGAUUUUGACCCGCCAAUUUUGACAUCAACCAGGCGCCAAGCAUUUAAAGAUUUGUUACAACAAGGAUUACUUGAUUCAAAAAAUAUUGAUGUCUCAUUUGAAAAUUUUCCGUAUUAUUUGAGUGAAACCACGAAGAAUGUUCUGAUUGCUUCUACUUACAUUCAUUUGAAGUGUCACAAAUUCACAAAAUAUGCAUCAGAUCUCCCCACAUUGUGCCCUAGGAUUUUGUUGUCAGGUCCAGCAGGUUCAGAGAUCUACCAGGAGACGUUGGCCAAGGCACUUGCGAAAUUCUUUGGUGCCAGGCUACUGAUAGUUGAUUCUCUCUUAUUGCCUGGUGGGUCAACUGCCAAAGAAAUUGACUCUGUAAAGCAAAGUUCUAAACCUGAGAGAGCAAGUACUUUCGCUAAACGUGCUGCCCAGGUGGCUGCACUACAUCUUAAUAAGAAGCCAGCUUCAAGUGUUGAGGCCGAUAUAACUGGUGGUUCUACAAUAAGUUCUCGUGCUCAGCCUAAGCAGGAGGCAUCUACUGCAUCAUCCAAAAACUACACUUUCAAGAAAGGUGAUAGGGUGAAGUAUGUUGGUCCUUUACAGUCAGGCAUUUCUCCCUUGCAAACACCAUUGAGGGGUCCAACAUAUGGUUAUAGGGGGAAAGUGGUUCUUGCAUUUGAAGAUAAUGAGGCCUCUAAGAUCGGCGUCAGGUUCGAUAAAUCAAUUCCAGAAGGCAAUGAUCUUGGUGGUCUCUGCGAGGAAGACCAUGGUUUUUUUUGUGCUGCUGACUUGCUCCGCGUUGAUAGCUCGAGCAGUGAUGAUAUUGAUAAACUGGCCAUUGAUGAACUCUUUGAAGUUGCUUCAAAAGAAAGUAAAAGUAGUGCAUUAGUUUUACUUGUCAAAGACAUUGAGAAGUCUAUGGUGGGUAAUCCUGAGGCCUAUGCUGCUUUCAAGGUUAAACUUGAACAUUUACCAGAGAAUGUUGUUGUCAUAGCUUCCUAUACUCAAACAGACAACCGAAAGGAGAAAUCACAUCCUGGUGGACUGCUGUUUACAAAGUUAGGAAGUAACCAAACAGCAUUGCUUGACCUUGCUUUCCCCGAUAAUUUUGGUAGGUUGCAUGAUAGAAGCAAAGAAACCCCUAAAACAAUGAAGCAGCUCACCCGUCUUUUCCCCAACAAAGUUACCAUACAGCUACCUCAGGAUGAAGCAUUAUUAUCUGACUGGAAGCAACAGCUAGAACGGGAUAUUGAAACUUUGAAAUCUCAGUCAAAUGUUGCAAGCAUUCGCAAUGUUUUGAGUCGUAUAGGAAUUGAUUGCCCUGACCUCGAAACUUUAUGCAUAAAAGAUCAAGCAUUAACAAGUGAGAGUGUGGAAAAGAUAAUAGGCUGGGCCUUGAGCCACCACUUUAUGCACAAAUCUGAGUCGUCAAUAAAAGAGGCCAAGCUGGUUAUCUCCAGUGAAAGCAUUGGUUAUGGACUCAAUAUUUUGCAAGGCACCCAAAAUGAAACCAAGAGUCUGAAAAAAUCUCUCAAGGAUGUGGUUACUGAGAAUGAUUUUGAAAAAAGACUACUUGCGGAUGUUAUUCCGCCUUGCGAUAUUGGGGUUACUUUUGAUGACAUUGGGGCCCUGGAAAAUGUCAAGGAUACUUUGAAAGAGUUGGUGAUGCUGCCACUUCAGAGGCCUGAAUUGUUCUGUAAAGGACAGCUGACAAAGCCUUGCAAGGGAAUAUUGCUUUUUGGGCCCCCUGGUACCGGUAAAACAAUGCUUGCAAAAGCUGUUGCUACGGAGGCUGGUGCGAACUUUAUUAACAUAUCAAUGUCAAGCAUUACUUCAAAGUGGUUUGGUGAAGGAGAGAAGUAUGUCAAAGCAGUCUUCUCAUUAGCUAGUAAAAUAGCUCCAAGUGUUGUUUUCGUUGAUGAGGUGGAUAGCAUGCUAGGAAGACGAGAAAAUCCUGGCGAGCAUGAAGCCAUGCGGAAAAUGAAGAAUGAAUUCAUGGUGAAUUGGGAUGGCUUGCGUACAAAGGACAAGGAGCGAGUGCUUGUACUUGCUGCAACCAAUAGACCAUUCGACCUUGAUGAAGCAGUUAUAAGGAGGCUUCCACGAAGGCUGAUGGUAAACUUGCCAGAUGCUCCGAACAGGGAGAAAAUUUUGAGAGUGAUAUUGGCCAAGGAAGAGUUAGCACCAAAUGUUGAUCUCAAAGCUAUUGCUAAUAUGACUGAGGGUUAUUCUGGGAGUGAUUUAAAGAAUUUGUGUGUCACAGCUGCUCAUUGCCCAAUUAGAGAAAUUUUAGAGAGAGAGAAAAAGGAAAGAGCAUUGGCAGUUGCAGAGAGCAGGCCUGUCCCUGCAUUGCAUAGUAGUGCGGACAUUCGUCCUCUUAACAUCGAUGAUUUUAAAUAUGCACAUGAACAGGUUUGUGCUAGUGUAUCAUCAGAAUCGGCAAACAUGAAUGAACUUCUUCAGUGGAAUGAAUUAUAUGGUGAAGGUGGAUCAAGGAAGAAGAAAUCUCUCAGCUAUUUCAUGUAGAGACAUUUUAACUGUAUAGUGUUGCUUUAUUUAUUUAGUUCUUAAAUCUACCCAAGCUGGUUGCAGCGGACUUGCAUUCUUGGAAAUCCAUUUCAGGUUCCCCGAAGUCCUCCCCCGUUGGCCAAAUGUGGCCAAUGUGUAUCAUAUUUAGUUUUAUAGGUAUUUAUAUCAGCAAGUGCAGGUUAUGAAAUAUCUAUCUGAAGCUUGUCUUCCAAUUUUCACCUUAUUAGAUCUCUGUAUAUACCAAUUGAUUUAUUUAAUAAAGAGUCUCAUGUCUUUCGACACUUUUUUUG
Molecule: messenger RNA, 4269 nt
Organism: Nicotiana attenuata
Lineage: Eukaryota; Viridiplantae; Streptophyta; Magnoliopsida; Solanales; Solanaceae
Exons: 27
Coding region: 251-3976 (1241 amino acids)
Cellular component (GO): mitochondrial outer membrane
Molecular function (GO): protein binding; ATP hydrolysis activity; ATP binding
Source: RefSeq, a predicted model, not a curated record